Molecule: messenger RNA, 990 nt
Organism: Neltuma alba
Lineage: Eukaryota; Viridiplantae; Streptophyta; Magnoliopsida; Fabales; Fabaceae
Product: two-on-two hemoglobin-3-like
Exons: 4
Coding region: 212-718 (168 amino acids)
Biological process (GO): oxygen transport
Molecular function (GO): oxygen binding; heme binding; oxygen carrier activity
Source: RefSeq, a predicted model, not a curated record
AGCUCACAGUGUUAUGUUACAGAAGGAAUUGGGAAUCGGCAUCGUCACCGUUGUGAGAACGAAAACGAGCUGUCCAGAUUCUAAGAUUCCAUUAAGUUGCGUACUUCCUCCGAUCCACUCUCCAUCUCUCAGUCUUCCACCGUAAAGCGUGCCCUCCUCGCGAUCCCCUCCCCCUCGAUCGUCGUCUUUCCCAAAUCAGCGCCGUUUUACGAUGCAGACUCUGCAGCAGAAGGCCUCCGAAUGGAGCGGAGUUCCCACCGCCGAUGCUUUCGCCAUUGAUGACACCAAUCUCUUUGAUAAACUCGGCCUUCAAACCUUCAUUAACCUCUCCACUAAUUUCUACAAUAGGGUGUAUGAUGAUGAGGAAGAAUGGUUUAGAUCAAUCUUUGCUGGUUCAAAUAAGGAAACCGCAAUUCAGAACCAAUAUGAAUUCUUCGUCCAAAGAAUGGGUGGUCCUCCUCUGUUUUCACAGAGAAGAGGACAUCCUGCUCUGAUUGCACGACAUCGACCAUUUCCUGUGACACAUCAAGCAGCAGAGAGGUGGUUACAUCAUAUGCGACAAGCACUGGACAGUACAUCAGACAUAGAUGAUGACUCCAAGAUCAAAAUGAUGAACUUUUUUAGGCACACUGCAUAUUUUCUGGUGGCUGGGGAUGAGCUGAAGAAUCAGAACCAGCAGAUACCAUGCAAGCAUGCAACCACCAAGCAGCAACAGUGAUAGAAUCUUAAGGAUAUUAUAUAUUUCUCUCUGAACGAUGAUGAAACGAAGAAAUAUAUCAUUCUUAAAGUUAUGCGCUCUGCUAAACGCAUAAAACCCAUUAAUUAAUGAAUGAUUAUUGGAAUAUACAACUUCCUAUUUUUUUGGUCAGUCUUUUUUAUUGGCGCAUCUGAGACAUUCUGUAUUAUCUAUUUAUUAUUAUUAUUAUUUUUGGCCGAGGGAGACAUUCUGUAUUAUACUGUUAUCUGGUUCGAGAAAAAAUAAUCAUUCUU